Messenger RNA from Polypterus senegalus (gray bichir), 2957 nucleotides. RefSeq names its product lysine-specific demethylase 3B-like. Lineage: Eukaryota; Metazoa; Chordata; Cladistia; Polypteriformes; Polypteridae. Gene Ontology annotation, cellular component: histone deacetylase complex; chromatin. Gene Ontology annotation, biological process: regulation of transcription by RNA polymerase II. The transcript has 17 exons. The record is from RefSeq and is a predicted model, not a curated record. Gene Ontology annotation, molecular function: histone H3K9 demethylase activity; transcription coregulator activity; chromatin DNA binding. The annotation marks the transcript as partial.
CGAGAGUGUCGUCUUGAAAGGUAUCGCAAAUUUCGAGAACAGGAGCAGGAUGAGGAAGACUCCACUGUGGCCUGCCGAUUCUUCCAUUUUCGCAGGUUGGCCUUCACAAGGAAAGGUGUGCUGCGAGUGGAAGGCUUUCUAAACCCCCAGCAAAGUGACCCUCAUGCCAUGAGCCUUUGGAUUCCCACAUCCGUUACCCCUGAAGGUCUUGAUUUAGAGACUUCAAAGUACAUCCUGGCCAAUGUGGGCGAUCAGUUUUGCCAGCUUGUCAUGUCUGAGAAAGAAGCCAUGCUGAUGGUAGAGCCUCAUCAAAAAGUAGCGUGGAAGCGGGCAGUCCGUGGAAUCCGAGAAAUGUGUGAUGUGUGUGAGACUACACUCUUCAACAUUCACUGGGUGUGCCGAAAAUGCGGAUUUGGUGUAUGCCUUGAUUGCUACCGUCUACGGAAGAGCCGUCCUCAUGAUGAAUCUGAUGAUAUGGCAGAGGAUGAGGUGUUUUCUUGGUUGAAGUGUGCAAAGGGACAACCUCAUGAGCCACAGAACCUCAUGCCAACUCAGAUCAUUCCUGGCACCGCGCUAUAUACAAUUGGGGAUCUUGUCCAUGCAGCACGAGGUAAAUGGGGUAUCAAAGCCAACUGCCCCUGUACCAGCAGACAGAGCAAGCCUCUACAAAGACCAGCUGCCCCAAAUGGCGUUUCCCAGCAGUCCACUACAAACUCAAAUAGCAGUGCAACUGAUCUUGAUCCAGCAAACGCAAAUGGUGUAUGGACAAGUGGGCCUCCAUUCCCAGGAGGGGCCGGUGACAUACCUGUUUCAGAAGAAAACACCGAGACAGGAGAAAGCAGCAGCGAUAGCACCAGUAAGAGUAACAGUGUCCCUACAAGCUCGUCGAGCAUCAGGGACAGUCGACAAACAGUUGGAGAAACUGCACCGUCCUCUGCUUUACACUGGCUCGCAGACCUGGCAACCCAGAAGGCGAAAGAAGAGACAAAAGAUCCUGGUUCACUUCGCUCAGUGCUUAGCAAGGAAUCCCGUUCUCCUUUUGCCUUGGAGUCCUUCAAUUCCCUUUCAAAGUCCUCGUCCUCUCCAAAACUGUUCAACAGCUUGCUCCUUCGCUCUGGUGUCUCAAACACUAAAACUGAGGGGUCUAGUCUGCGGGACCUCCUAAAUUCCGGGCCAGGAAAACUUCCUCAGGGUGUGUCGGAAGGUGGAAUUCCAUUCCCUUCAGUGUUUUCCUCAUCUUCUGCUGGAGAGAAAGGGAAAGGCAGCCUGCCAAACUUCUUAGAUCACAUAAUUGCUUCAGUGGUGGAGACGAAGAAGACCUCAGAGGUUAAGAAGGCUGACAACGCGGCAGAGAUUCAAAAAGAAGUAAAGAAAGAAAGCAUGAUGGGCCUAAGUGUGUUGGACCCCAACACCUCCCACUCUUGGCUGUGUGAUGGACGUCUGUUAUGUCUCCAGGACCCCAGUAACAGCAGCAACUGGAAGAUCUUCCGAGAAUGUUGGAAACAAGGGCAGCCUGUGCUAGUUUCCGGCGUGCACAAAAAACUGAGAGGAGAAUUGUGGAAACCCAAUGCAUUCAGCCAGGAAUUUGGUGAGCAAGAUGUAGACCUGGUGAACUGCCGCAACUGCGCCAUCAUCUCCGACGUCAAGGUCCGCGACUUCUGGGACGGGUUUGAGGUCAUCUCAAAACGCUUACGUGGAGAAGACGGGAGCCCCAUGGUUUUGAAACUUAAAGACUGGCCUCCAGGGGAGGACUUCAGAGAUAUGAUGCCAGCCAGAUUUCAUGACCUAAUGGACAACCUUCCCUUGCCAGAAUACACUAAGAGAGAUGGGAAAUUAAAUCUUGCUUCAAGAUUGCCAGAUUUCUUUGUGCGGCCUGACCUUGGUCCAAAGAUGUAUAACGCUUAUGGGCUAAGCACUCCAGAGGACCGUAAAGUUGGAACCACAAACCUUCACCUGGAUGUAUCUGAUGCUGUGAAUGUUAUGGUUUAUGUGGGAAUUCCAGUGGGAGACAAUCAAGAAAGUGAUGAGGCAGAUGUCACUGGAUCUAAAGAGGUCUUGAAAACCAUAGAAGAAGGAGAUGUUGAUGAAAUGACGAAGCGAAGAAUCUAUGAAGGCAAAGAGAAGCCAGGAGCCCUUUGGCACAUCUAUGCAGCCAAAGAUGCAGAAAAAAUUCGAGAGUUGCUUCGCAAAGUUGGAGACGAACAGGGCCAAGAAAACCCACCCGAUCAUGACCCAAUUCAUGACCAGAGCUGGUAUUUGGAUCAGAUUCUUCGAAAACGCUUGUAUGAAGAGUAUGGCGUACAGGGCUGGUCCAUCAUUCAGUUCUUGGGAGAUGCUGUGUUCAUUCCUGCUGGAGCACCCCACCAGGUGCACAAUUUGUAUAGCUGUAUUAAGGUGGCAGAAGACUUUGUCUCACCAGAACAUGUAAAACACUGCUUCAGGUUAACACAGGAAUUCAGGCAUCUCUCCAACACGCACUCAAACCAUGAAGACAAACUACAGGUGAAGAACAUUAUCUAUCAUGCAGUCAAAGAUGCAGUGGGAACACUGAAAGCUCAUGAAUCAAAACUGGCUCGAUCUUAGCAGAAGAUCUGCGGUGACUAAACUGGUUCAGACAGACUGUAUGUAACACAAGAUACAAGAGGCAGAGCGGAGAGACGGUGCAUUGUUGGGGACGUAGCCCGAGACUCGUCAAGUCAAGCACUUCAAUGCAGUAUUAAACAGGAACCGGAAAUCGAGAGAAGCCGAGGACUCCAUUGGUCACGCUCUGUUCUCUCCCAGGCUGUGAACUUUGGUGAAAGAUGCAGUAUCCCUUUCAGUUUUCAAGCGUAGAAGGUUCUCAUUUGCUUCAGUUUUGGAUAGAUACCAUUUCUUUAAUAGUUCUAUACCCUCUUAUAUUAAAGUGGUUUGUUUCCUUGUAGCCGCUGUUUUAAUUCCAAAAUAAUUAAAAAAAAAAA